This is a messenger RNA of Scophthalmus maximus (turbot), 3894 nucleotides long. It is a transcript of the gene git2b, whose product is annotated as G protein-coupled receptor kinase interacting ArfGAP 2b. Gene Ontology annotation, molecular function: GTPase activator activity; protein binding. The record is from RefSeq and is a predicted model, not a curated record. NCBI's taxonomy places the organism in Eukaryota, Metazoa, Chordata, Actinopteri, Pleuronectiformes, Scophthalmidae. Gene Ontology annotation, biological process: brain development; regulation of ARF protein signal transduction. The transcript is spliced from 22 exons. The coding region runs from base 176 to 2521 and encodes 781 amino acids.
ACCGACACAGUUGCCUUUGCCUGCUAGAAGCGUCAAACACAAUCUGCUGGGGCGGACUAGCCUGUCUGUCUCCUCUGUCUCCUCUGUGUGUUCAACGUACCUCGCAAAUAUUUUUGCCUUUCGCAGUCUCUUGAGGAUAUAUAUAUAUAUAUAUAUUUUUUUUUUGAAUCAAGGGAUGUCCAAGCGAGUGCGAAGCAGAGAGGUCUGCGCUGAUUGCAGUGCCCCGGAGCCGCGCUGGGCCUCGGUGAACAGGGGGGUGUUGAUCUGCGAUGAGUGCUGCAGCAUCCACCGAGGUCUGGGGCGACACAGCUCUCAAGUCCGGCAUCUGACCCAUUGUCCGUGGCCCCCGUCCCAGAUACAGAUGGUCCAGACACUGUAUGGCAACGGAGCCAAUUCCAUAUGGGAGCACAGCCUCCUGGACCCUUCCUCUUCAGCGAGCGGGAAGCGUAAGGCAAAUCCCCAGGACCGAGUUCAUCCCAACAAGACAGAGUUCAUCAAGGCCAAAUAUCAAAUGUUAGCCUAUGUCCAUCGAAUGCCUUGUCGGGAGGAUGAUAGUGUAACCGCAAAAGACCUCAGCAAGCAACUCCAUUCCAGUGUUCGGACUGGAAACCUGGAGACCUGCCUUCGGCUCUUAUCUUUGGGAGCACAGGCCAACUUCUUCCAUCCAGAGAAGGGAAACACCCCACUACACAUAGCAGCAAAAGCAGGUCAGGUGUUACAAGCAGAGCUGUUGGCAGUUUUCGGAGCUGAUCCCGGAGCUCUGGACUCCAGCGGAAAGACCCCCAUUGAUUAUGCAAGACAAGCUGGGCACCAGGAGCUGGCAGAGAGGCUAGUGGAGAUCCAGUAUGAACUCACUGACCGCUUAACAUUUUACCUUUGUGGUAGGAGACCAGAUCACAGAAAUGGGCAACACUUCAUCAUCCCACAGAUGGCAGACAGAAAUAAUCUGGAUUUGUCGGAGUUUGCAAAAGCUGCAAAGAAAAAGCUGCAGUCGCUAACUAACCAUCAGUUUGAAGAACUUGCCAUGGAUGUUUAUGAUGAAGUUGACAGAAGAGAGACAGAUGCCGUGUGGUUGGCCACUCAGAACCACAGCACACUCGUGACGGACACCACGGUUGUACCUUUUCUGCCUGUUAACCCAGAGUACUCAUCUACAAGAAACCAGGGUCGUCAAAAAUUGGCGAGAUUCAGUGCUCAUGAAUUUGCCACCCUGGUAAUCGAUAUUCUAACUGAUGCUAAGCGACGGCAAUGGGGUAAUUCCUGCGACAGUCCCAAAGAGAAUGUGGAGCUGAUCCUUCAGGGAAUCGACAGUCGCCACAACAGCGAGAGCCAGGACAACGAUCAGCCAGAUUACGACAGUGUGGCAUCAGAUGAAGACCCAGUACAAGAGGCCACGUGUGGGGACAGCUGCAAUGACGGAAGGACCAAGAGCUCAGAGUCAUCUGACCUCUCCGAUGGACCAAUCACAGUGCAGGAAUUUAUGGAAGUGAAGACUGCCCUCAAUGCAUCAGAGGUCAAAAUUCAACAGCUUCUCAAAGUCAACUGUCAUCUUAGCGAAGAAUUGCGUUUGAUGCAGAGCAAGCUGAGCUCCCUGCAGACUGAAAACACAACACUGCGAUGGCAGACCCCCAGCGGGCAGCAAAACGUCCAGGGGCCCCUCGGUCGACACCCACCCCGCGGGGGUCGGGCCAUGUCGAUGUACGAGACGGGGUCUUCUCCGAGGCCGUACUCCCACCGAGCCGAAACAGCCCGGCACGAGGAAGGCGUGGUGUUACAACCCUUCCCAACCAAUAUUGGGAGGGGUCCUUUGGGGACGGCUGCUUCCUCCCUCCCUACCUUCCCCUCUUCCUUGUCCUGGUCGCGGGACGAGAGAUCUCGAAGGGGCUGUAGUUUGGAAGGACGGAGUACCAUGCUGGAGAAUGACUGCGACACUACGCCCAACCACUCUGAAAUAGAGGAAACUGGUAGUCCUCCCCCAGCCUCUAACGUUAUGGAACCAGAGUCGGGGGUUGAAGAAGAUUCCACCCUGCCGUGCACAGAGGACGUCAUCUGUAAGACGGAGCAGAUCACCAAAAAUAUACAGGAGCUUCUGAGAGCGGCCCAGGAGACCAAACACGAAAGCUUUCUGCCUUGCUCUGAAAAGAUUUGCGUGGCCGUGACGGAGAUGGCCUCCCUGUUUCCCAAGAGGCCGUCCUCCGAUACCGUGCGAGGGUCCCUUUGCCUGCUCACGUCCAGUGCCAGCCGGCUGCACGGAGAGUGCCAGAAGGCUGCGGAUCACAACCCCUGCCCGUCGGACAUCCAGCUGGUCACUCAGCAGUACGUCACGGACACCAGAGAUCAUCAGUCGGGCUCCAGUCUUGUUUCUGACGUGACUGAGCAGCCAGAGAGGACCAAAAAAAAAAAAAUGGCAUCAAGGAUCAGAAUAGAUAAACCUUCAUCUACCCCCGUGACAUUGGUUAAAUUCACUUUAGCCAUUACAUUUUUUAUUUUUGAAGAUGCAAUGACGGUGUUUAAAUUUUGAUUUAUGAUGCCACCUACUUAGAAUUCCAAUGUUUGUUUAGUAAGCAAGCUGAUAAUUAAAAAAAAAAAAUAGCGUCACUGCAUCGAGCAGCAUGUAAGAACCAAGAGUGUGUUAACUUUAAUUCCAUCCAGUGUUUUCGCUCUGGUUGAAGUAAGUUUGUUUGUAAGUAAGGUUUCAGUAUAUGGAGUUCAAAUGUUACAGCUAUACUUCUAGCGUGUGUGUGUGUGUGUGCGCGCGUGUGCGUGCGUGCGUGUGUGUGUGUCACAGAUGGCCCGGGUGAAAUCCAUUUUUGAAUCAAUUUUAAUAGCAUUAUGCAAGUAUAUAAGAUGUAUGUAUCCAUGUAAUUCUCUAUCAAAAAUAACCCAAAUGCUAUUCUAUUUAUAAAGUGUAUGUCAUACCUCUAAGAAAAUAUCAAUGUUUAUUUUCAUAAGCUUUCUUUUGUUUAACACGAUGCUCCUCGCAGGCUAACGUUUGUUCCGAGGUUUGGGACGUCUCAGCUGGCGGUUGGUUAUAGGCGACUUGUGAUCUCUGUAUUAUUCGGUGUGGUGCUGUAAACUCUGGUUUGUUCGAUUCUGCCUGUGGUCAAACACGUACCGCUAGUGGUCAAAUGUGCCCUCUUAAGUUAGAUUACCUGUUUUAGAACUUGGGUCUAAUUGUGUCACUACUUGUUGUGGGCCUGAUAGGUUUGAGCCGGGGGUGGAAAGACGACUAGAAUACCACACACAAGAGUAGUAGUUACCCGUGUUAAAUUAUUGUUCCUCUAAACCAUUUUUGAGAAAUAACUUUUGUAAGUCUUGUUAAAAAAGAUAUAUCAUGUUUUUUUUCUUCCUCUUACUGUAAUGUGGACUGAUGAUGACAGAAAUUGUCAGGCACACGUCUGUACGAUUAACCACUAUUUACUUUCAUUUUUCCUGCGUUGCUAUCAAUGUUAUUUUCAUUUUUUUUUAUUAACUUUUUAAAAAGUCAUAGGAGCGUUUAAAACCAAGAGCACGUAGCCUUUGCUGAACAGGAAAAAAAAUGUGAGUGAGAAAAGGAAGUGUUAACAUAGAGACCAUCACUUAAUGUGGCUAACAAUUGCUCAUGAAAUCAAAACGUCAGUUGUAGGACCCUUUGUUAAAUGUGUUAUUACUUUCAAAAAGUAAUAACACAUUCAUAACUCACCAGUCAAACAGGAAAUGAAAGAACAACCUGACUUUUUAAAAUGAUAACGUGUUACAAAGUGUGUGUAUAUUCUGUUGUGUCCCACCCCUGGCUUCACGUGUGACCUUUGACCUCCUGUGACCUACAGCCUGGCACCGUCUCUGUGGUCGAAAACAACCCCCGCCUCCCUUUUUGGGGUAUAAUUAAUAAAGCAUAAUUCAUACCUCAACACA